CAUAGUAUAAAGUCCAGUGUUAUUGUGUGUGCCAUGGACUUUUUCCUAGAACUCAUUGUCAUUUGGCAACCAAACAUCACCCCACAUUAAGAUAGUACAAAACUGAGAAUUAGAGACACGUUUUUGGGUUAAUUGGAUGGCCUUGCUUUAACAUAAAGAUCAAACCGCACUAUCAUGUCCAGCCUUGAAAUUAUUAUCAUACGACAGAGACACACAAAAGCUAGACUUGCUUGCCUGUAGAGUUAUAAAUUAUAAUGCACGCAUUAUGCAUACACUUAAUCUAGUUCUAAGAUGGAAUUGUAUGUCUUCCAGUUCCACUUCAAAGCCAUAUCAAGGCAAUGUUUAAGUUAGCAAAACUCUUCCACCAUAGAGGUUUUCAUGUGACCUUUGUCAACACAGAGUUCAACCACAAGCGCUUUCUUCAAUCUCUUGGACCCAACUCCCUUGAUGGCUUGCCUGAUUUUCGAUUCGAAACCUUUCCAGACGGUCUUCCAGUCAGUUCAGAUGAGGAUACUUCCCAGGACAUCUUUUUGCUUUUUAACUAAGUGCGAGAUAACUUCUUGCCUCUGUUUCUUAACCUCCUAAAAGAACGCAAUGACAGAGCAGCUUCCAGCAAUACCAACCCUCCAGUGACUUGUAUUGUUUCGGAUGGUUUGAUGCCAUUCCCCAUCACAGCUGCCGAAAAACUUGGAAUUCCUAAUGCAAUGUUCUUUACUAUUUCUGCAGGUGGCUUCAUGGGCUCUAAACAAUAUCCUGCUUUGGUGGAGAAAGGACUUACACCACUCAAAGAUGAGAGCUAUUUCACGAAUGGAUUUUUGGACAAGGUGAUUGAUUGGAUUCCAGGAAUGAAAGGUAUCCAUUUACGGGAACUUCUGACAAUGUUUCGCAUUACAAAUCCAGACAACAUCUUUUUUAAGCUCACAGUGGAAACAAUUGAUAGAGUAGAUAAAGCUUCAGCUGUUGUUCUUCUUACAUUUGAUGCAUUGGAACAAGAGAUUCUGGAUGCUCUCUCAUCUAUGCUUAUCCCACCUAUUUAUACAAUUGGUCCUAUUGAAUUACUACUUGUCAAUCAGAUACCAGAAGACCCUUUAAAGUCUUUUGGCUAAAGUCUAUGGAAAGAAGAAACCGAGUGCCUCCAAUGGCUAUCUAAAGAGCCAAACUCAGUUGUUCAUGUGAAUUUUUGCAGUUUAGCGGUCAUGACACCCGAACUUGUUGAGUUUGGUUGGGGACUUGCAAAUACAAAUUAUCCCUUCUUGUGGGUAAUUAGGCCUGAUUUCAUUGUUGGCGAAUCAGCAAUUUUUGCACCUGAGUUUGUGGCUGAAACCAAGGGAAGAGGUGUAAUAGUAAAUUGGUGCCCACGAGAGCAAGUCCUUAACCACCCAUCAGUUGGAGGAGGGUUUAUGACACACAGCAGCUGGAAUUCAACCAUUGAGAGUUUGUCUGCCGGAGUGCCUAUGAUCCGGAGUGCAUAUGAUAUGAGAUAGGACCUAAACUUGCGUUUGAUACGGACCGAAAUGUUGUUUGCAUGUAUGGCCCUCGUUUCAUUUUUCAAUUCAUGUGGCUUUCUUUCUUGCUUUUGAGUGCCUUAUUAGUGAUUGAUUACGUUUGUGUAGUUACGUAUAAGUUACAUAAUUCUAACAAAUAAUGGUGAUCGCAGACAUGGGCUUAGUCAAGUUGGAGAUGUGCUCUCCAUUCUGCACCCGAGUUGGAAUUCUCGUCCCCGUAGUUUAGACUAGAUUAAAGUACAAUAUCAUUUCUAUAAAAUAAAAAUAAAAAUAAUGGUGAUAAUAUAUAGUCAAUGAUAUCUCUUGGUGCUUAUGUUCAAGUUUUGGCUCUAUUAUUUCUAAUAAAAGCAUGUUAUUCACCUGCAGGCUGCAUUAUUGCUAUAUUUUGGCUCAUUGUAGAGCUUCUUUACUGUUUUGGCUCUAUUGAUGUGAAUCUAAUCCCAUAAGGCCUUCAAUGAGAAUACAAAGAAGAAGGAUACUUAAUUCAACUUAACCUGCAGGCUGCAGGAUACAUACCGUUUUAAGAUUCUACGGAGAUUUGAUUUCUACAGAUGUGGACGUGCAGUAGAGAAACAAACAAAUCCAGCCGUCCAUUACUGUCGUAUACCCUGACUCCUUCUAGGCUGCUGGGUCUCAUUUUCAUAAGUCAGACAUGGCAGGAAAAUGUUAUUAGAACUAUAAAGUUUUACUGCAUUGUGUUGUGAGUGCAAAUAUUGUUCAUAUGUGCAUACACUGACUGUACACACAAUCUAAGAUGAGCUCCAUAGAAGUACAGGGCAAUAAGCCUCAUGCUGUAUGCAUUCCCUUUCCAAUUCAAAGCCAUAUAAAGGCAAUGCUGAAAUUAGCAAAGCUCCUACACCAUAGAGGUUUUCAUAUAACCUUUGUUAACACAGAGUUCAACCACCGCCGCUUUCUUAAAUCUCUUGGACCUCACUCCCUCAAUGGCUUGCCUAAUUUUCAAUUCAAAACCAUUCCAGAUGGUCUUCCAGCUUCAGAUGAGGAUGCCGGCCAAAACGCCUAUUUGCUUUGUGAUUCCGUCAGAAAAAAAUUCUUGGCACCAUUUUGUAACCUCCUUUUAAAACUCAAUGACAUGGAAAUUUCUAACAAUAUUAGUAAUCCUCCAGUGACUUGCAUUGUUUCAGAUGGUUUCAUGACUUUCAGCAUCACAGCUGCUGAAGAACUUGGAAUCCCUGUAGCACUGUUCUUUACUAUUGCUGCAAUUGGAUUCAUGGGCUUUAAGCAAUAUCCCACUUUGGUAGAGAAAGGACUUGCGCCACUCAAAGAGGAGAGCUAUUUAACAAAUGGCUUUUUGGACCAGGUCAUAGAUUGGGUUCCCGGAACGAAAGCUAUUCGUUUAAAGGAUCUCCCAAAGUCCUUUCAAACUACAAACCCCAAUGACAUCUUGUUUAAAUUAACCUUGGAAGCAAUGGACAGAGUUGAUAAAGCUUCAGCAGUUGUUCUUCAUACUUUUGAUGAGUUGGAGGCAGAUGUUUUGCAUGCUCUCUCAUCACUGCCUCCACCUGUUUAUACCAUUGGCCCUCUCCAGUUACUACUCAAUCAGAUACCACAACACCCUUUGAAGUCCAUGGGAUAUAGUCUAUGGAAAGAAGAAACUGAAUGGUUCCAGUGGCUCAAUGCUAAGGUGCCAAACUCAGUUGUUUAUGUCAACUUUGGCAGCAUAGUGGUCAUAAAGUCAGAAGAUCUUAUUGAGUUUUGUUGGGGACUUGCAAAUAGCAAGCUUCCCUUCUUCUGGGUAGUUAGACCUGAUCUGUUAGUUGGUGAAUCGGCCAUUUUGCCACCUGAGUUUGUAGCUGAAACUAAGGGAAGAGGUUUGGUAGCAAGCUGGUGCCCACAAGAGCAAGUCCUUAGCCACCCAUCAAUUGGAGGAUUCUUAACACACAGUGGUUGGAACUCAACCAUUGAGAGUCUUUCCGCAGGAGUUCCUAUGCUCUGUUGGCCAUUCUUUGCCGAACAGCGAAUAAAUUGUGUCUAUACUUGCAAUGAAUGGGGCAUUGGCUUGGAGAUCAAUAAUGAUGCCAAGAGAGACCAAGUAGAGAAGCUCAUUAAAGAGUUAGUGGAGGGAGAGAAGGGUAAGAAAAUGAGAACUAAGGCUAUGGAAUGGAAGAAACUAGCAGAGAAGGCCAUCAGUCCUGAUGGUUCUUCAUACGCAAACUUAGACAAUUUAGUGAAUCAAGUUCUAUUAAGAAAAGGCUAGGUGCUUUCCAUAUGAGCCUUCAUAUUAGGUUUGUUGUUGGUCUUAAUAACCUACAAAAUGUAGAGCCUAAAGGCUAUUGAGCCUUGCUAUCAUGUCUAAUUUCUUGCUUUGCUGUAAGCUAGUUCUACAUGGAUCCCAAUCUUCAAAAAAUUUUAGCUUUUUUCUUGUUAUUUUUAAUCCAUUUUAGAUUCUUAGCAAAAGUUGUGGUUGUAUUCUUGCACUCCUAUGAAGGUGAGUAUAUUCCACCAUUAUGGAAAUGUUAUUUGCACAU
Messenger RNA from Prunus persica (peach), 3991 nucleotides. RefSeq names its product 7-deoxyloganetin glucosyltransferase. The coding region runs from base 2260 to 3720 and encodes 486 amino acids. The record is from RefSeq and is a predicted model, not a curated record. Lineage: Eukaryota; Viridiplantae; Streptophyta; Magnoliopsida; Rosales; Rosaceae. Gene Ontology annotation, molecular function: UDP-glycosyltransferase activity. The transcript has 3 exons.